Molecule: messenger RNA, 1380 nt
Organism: Neurospora tetrasperma FGSC 2508
Lineage: Eukaryota; Fungi; Ascomycota; Sordariomycetes; Sordariales; Sordariaceae
Exons: 2
Coding region: 1-1380 (459 amino acids)
Biological process (GO): protein sumoylation
Cellular component (GO): SUMO activating enzyme complex; cytoplasm
Molecular function (GO): SUMO activating enzyme activity
Source: RefSeq, a predicted model, not a curated record
AUGACUACCACCGAGACCAACGGAUCUGAUGAGAUCGCCCUCUAUGACCGGCAAAUUCGACUAUGGGGCAUGAAAGCCCAAGAAAAGAUCCGCUCCGCCAACAUCCUUCUCAUCACCAUGAAAGCCCUCGCCAACGAGAUCGCCAAGAACCUCGUCCUGGCAGGCAUCGGCUCCCUGACCAUCAACGACCACGCCGUCGUCUCCGAAGCCGACCUGGGCGCGCAAUUCUUCCUGUCCGCCGAGGACGGCCACCUCGGCCAGAACCGCGCCGUUGCCGCCAGUGCCUCCCUCCAGCGUCUCAACCCGCGCGUCAAAGUCAUUGUCGACACGGACGACAUCCGAACCAAGCACUCGUCCUUCUACUCGUCGUUCGACAUCAUCAUCGCCACCGACCUCGACGCCGACACCCUCAACGUCAUCAACACCGCCACCCGCAUCCACGGCCGCAAGUUCUACGCCGCCGGCUCGCACGGUCUCUACGGCUUCCUCUUCGCCGACCUGAUCGAGCACGACUUCAUCAUUGAGCGCCAGCGCUCCAAUCUCUCCACCACCUUGGGUCCAGAGACCAAAACCCGCUCCAUCGUCUCCGUCGCGCCCAAAGAACCCGACAACAAGGACUCCCACAUCGAGCUCGUCACCAAACGCGAACUCUACUCCACCUGGCUCCUCGCCUCCUCCGACGCCUCCCACCUCCCCCAAGACAUCCUCUCCUCCCCGCGCCGCAAACGCGCCGUCACCCCUAUUCUCAGCUGCCUGCGUGCCCUCUGGCAGUUCACCUCUACGUUCGGCGUCCCGCCCACCGGGCCCGAACUCUUGACCAACCACACCGCUCUUGCGGCCUUUACGCAAAUGUGCAGCGACAAACACAAAGCCCUCGGCUUGCCCGCGGAGACGUUGCGGGCCGAGUUGUUGCGGUCGUUCUUGCAGAACGUGGGCGCUGAGCUGGCUCCCGUGGCGGCGGUGUUGGGCGGGCAGCUGGCGCAGGACGUGAUCAAUGUGCUGGGACAGACGCAGCAGCCUAUUCAGAACUUUGUGGUGUUUAGUGGGGAGAGCAUGGAGGCGAAUGUGUAUGCGUUACAUCCCCGCGAGGGAGAGCUGGGCAGGGGACUGUUGCCGGUGACGAUGGGGGUGAUUGAUGCUGCGGCGGAGGUGUUGGAGAAGGAAGGACAGACGACGGAUUUGAUGGGGUUGGGUGGACAGCAUCUUGGGGGCCAGCAGCAGCAGCAGCAGCCUUCGUCUCAGAUGGAGGGUGUUGAGCAACAGCAGCAGCAGCAACAGCAGCAGCAGCAGCAGCAGCAAGCUAAUGGUGUAUCGACUGCACAAUCCACGGGCGCUGGACAGCAGCAAGAGCACGAAGGUUCUGGUGCCGGUAACGCCUGA